Molecule: messenger RNA, 354 nt
Organism: Adineta ricciae
Lineage: Eukaryota; Metazoa; Rotifera; Eurotatoria; Adinetida; Adinetidae
Source: the annotation of a GenBank genome assembly
AUGACGACAACAAAUGAUACCGAAAAGGAGGAUAAAUAUGCUCUUGAAUUAGAGCAAUUGAAUCAAAUGUUUGCCAAUCGCUAUACCAAAGACGAUAAAGAAUACGUUGAAAUGACUCAGCGUCCAUCAAGCCCACCGAUUGUGGAUGAUUGGGGUUCUGAGGGGAAUUUUCGUCGAGCAAAUGAUAAUCACCAGAGAGGUUCCUCAAAUUUCGCCAGAGGACAACGAAAUUAUUCAAGUGAUCGACGACAACAGCAACAACAACAACAACAACGAGGCUCUUCGAACUAUGAUAAUCAUUAUCAUCAUCGAGAUCGAAGUCGAAGUCCUCAAUAUCACCAGUCACGGCGAUAA